AUGAAGCAACGAGUCUGUGGAGAAAAAGCCGAGCAUCUGAGGAUAACUGUGCAGAGGGAUGCUUUGCACUGUGUGGCUGUAGCAACCUAUGUGCAAGCCACAGAGGGAGGACUACUUGACCUUGAGCUUCCGGAUUCACAGCCACUUAGUGAACCAGUUAUCGUACUCCUCAAAUCUAAUCGCGCUGACAGUAUUAAUUCAAAGAAAGAAUGUAAAGUUGACCUGACGUUCACCACAGAAUGCUAUAACCCAGAGGAAGGUGAAGAACGUUUGGGGAAUUGUUCUGCUCAAGUGUUUUUCAGGAAUGAGAAACCCAGACCUGCCGUUAAUGUCACUUGUACACGGUUCAUUGAGAAGAGCAGAAGACAGCAAGAGGAUCACCUGCUGUACCAGCACAUGAAGCGACUCAAAAACCCCUUGGAUGUAGUCGGCAUACCCGAUAGUCAUGGUCAUAUUGAUCCCUCUCUGAGACCCAUCUGGGAUUUAGCUUUUCUUGGCAGCUCUUAUGUGAUGUGGGAAAAGACAACGCAGUUUUUACAUUACUACAUGGCACAACUCAGCAGUGUGAAGCAAUGGAAAACAAAUGAUGAUGCGAUUGAAUUUGAUUAUACUGUUCUACUCCAUGAAUUCUCAACACAGGAACUCAUUCCCUGUCGCAUUCGCUUGGUCUGGUACCCUAGCAAAGCACUUAAAGUGAAGUACCACUGUCAAGAGCGACAGACGCCAGAAGAAGCCUCUGGAACUGAAGAAGGAUCGGCUGUGGCACCGACAGAGCUUAGUAAUUUCUGAAAAGAAGAUAUGCUUAUUCCAAAUUCUAAACAAAAUGACAGUACUAAGUAGCCUAAAUCAUUAUUCUAUUACGUAAUUAAGGUAUAAGGCCUUCUAAUAAUUAGGGAAAGCCUGUGAUACUCAAAAGUUAAAAGAUGUUGGGGCUUUUUUAAAGAUAAUAUAUUUCAACGAAAGCAAAUUAUAGGAAUAUUAUAUGUUUAAAAGGAAUUUUACUAUAUUUUAUGAUUUCA
Messenger RNA from Pteropus alecto (black flying fox), 1019 nucleotides. RefSeq names its product retinoic acid receptor responder 1 (gene RARRES1). The transcript has 7 exons. The record is from RefSeq and is a predicted model, not a curated record. NCBI's taxonomy places the organism in Eukaryota, Metazoa, Chordata, Mammalia, Chiroptera, Pteropodidae. The coding region runs from base 1 to 789 and encodes 262 amino acids. Gene Ontology annotation, molecular function: metalloendopeptidase inhibitor activity.